Molecule: messenger RNA, 2371 nt
Organism: Heteronotia binoei (common prickly gecko)
Lineage: Eukaryota; Metazoa; Chordata; Lepidosauria; Squamata; Gekkonidae
Product: tumor necrosis factor receptor superfamily member 10B-like
Exons: 10
Coding region: 475-1710 (411 amino acids)
Biological process (GO): TRAIL-activated apoptotic signaling pathway; positive regulation of apoptotic process
Cellular component (GO): cell surface; plasma membrane
Molecular function (GO): protein binding
Source: RefSeq, a predicted model, not a curated record
AGCUCCUCCUUUUAGAAGGCGGGUAUUCCACUCCACGCACCGGCAGGAAACUCUUAAGCCUGGCAUUUCACUGCUUCUUGAUUUAUUUAAGAGUCUCUCUGCUACCCUAAUCUGAGUCCUGUUAACAAAUCAGAACUACUCAGAACUUAAGUAUUUUUGAGUUCAAGACUAUUCUGGCACACUGAAGUUGGACUAGUCAGAGAAAGAGGCGAGUCUCCCUUUUCCAAUUCGGUCAGUCCUCGGCCGGUUUUAGAGUCAGCGCUCGAACUCCCACUUUGGCUUCAACUUGCGCAUGGCCUUUAACUGUGCAGGAAUUUCCGCAGAGGGGCUCGAGGGUCAUCCGGGCUGAGUAAAGGCGAUUCUUCCCCCGCCUCACUCCUUCCUCGUCACGAGUUUGGGAGGCUCUCACUUUGGCGAGUUUCCGCUGUUGAAUCCCGGGCGGUGAAACUGCUCGCUCGCUCGCUCGCUGUGGCAAUGGUGAACGGGCUCCGGAUGCUGUUGGCGUUGGCGACUCUGAUGUUUUUGGCGAAGGUGGAAUCUCCACCAUUGCAAUACAGUUGUGGUGAUGGAGAAUAUUACUAUUCUGGGAUUUGCUGCAAAAACUGCCCUAUGGGUACCCAUGUUGAUGAACCCUGCACCAUACCACAUACUUUGGGGCAUUGUGUAGCCUGCACAGAAGGAGAGGAUUAUACUGCUUAUGAAAACGGUCUUGAUACAUGCCUGCUUUGUGCUGAAUGCAAAUCUGGUACGACAAUGGUGAAACCUUGCACUGUAAAGAGUAAUACUGAAUGCCAGUGUAAUGAUGGAUAUUACUGUCCUCCAGACUGUGAGGAAUGUCUAAAAUGCAAGACAGAGUGCCCAGAAGGCCAGGUAACAGUGCAAAAUUGCAAUGCUACUGCAGACAUGAAGUGUGGACUACCUCCUACAGGACCUUCUUACAUUGAUUACAUGCCAAUAUUGUACAUUACCCUAUGCACUGUUGCUGUUUUGAGUACUGUGACUGUGAUUGGUAUUGUUAUUUUUUGCAAGAAACACUGUGUUCCUUGCAGGAAGGAAGAAAAAAGUGUCAACAAUCAUUUGAGCGCUGAUAGCACUGAUGACUUGCUGCCAAGCAGGAAAAACUCAAACACAGACGCACACCCUACUGAAAGCCAGGAAGUACACCCAUCUCUUGCUGAUCCUGCUUCUGUAUCAAGUUAUUCUGACUUGCCAGGGAGUAUCAGUUUAUCCUUAAACUGUACAAAGGAAGCAUCUAGCUCUGGGAGUGCUCCUCUGCCUCAGCUGACAGACAAGCCAGUCACUUACAACGUACAGUCAAAUUCAAAGGUGCUACCAUCUAACACUGAACAUUCUGCAGUGAUUAAGCCUUCCUAUGAUGAGCUAAGCGAAAUCUGUGAAGAGUUAGCAGAUAACGUGUUGGUUCGUGAUUGGACUGUGCUUAUGAGAAUUGCCGGUUUAUCAGAUAAUGACAUAGACAUCAUAACCCACGAUUAUCCUUCUGAUACCCGUGAACAAAAAUAUCGCAUGUUAAAAACAUUAUGUAACAAGUUUGGACCUGAGAGUGCUUUAUGUAAAUUAUUAAAUGGACUACAGCAAAUGAAGCUUACCCAUAUUUAUGAACAGAAUAAAUUAUUGUUAAAAAAUAUAAUAAUUGUAGAGGAUAAAGGCAGAUGUCUCUAUUUUGUUAAAAAUUUAGAACAAAAUCUGUAAAGUACAAUCUGUACAGCUGUCUUUUAUUCAUGACAUUUAUUGAAUAUUGAUUUUUGCUGAGGUAAAAAUGCCAUGCAUGGAACUAGUUCCUUUUGUUAGAGGAUGGUGUGAUACACACAUGCUAUGUGUAUCUUAGCAAUAAUUGUUGUACUUGAACAUCUGUGAAAUUGCUCUACUUGAAAGAAACUGGAAGUUUUAAAAUUACCAACUUUUUGACAUAUUGAGCUAAGUAACAAAAUGAAUGUAUACAGCUAUAAAAUACAUCUUCCGCAUGAAGGACAAAGUAUGUUUUAAGUAAAAAUGUGAUUUUUAUUGAAAGUGUCCUUUAUAUAAUAAUGAUUCUUAAGAUAAAAUUUCAUUGAAAUAACUUGGAUUUUUACUUGAAUUAUGGAAUACAUUUAUAUGUAACUUCUAUGAGGCUUUAAUUUAACAGUUUUUCAUUGGACUAUGAACUCUGUAUAUAAGCUUCCAUAUUAGUAACCAGGUGAUAUGUCCCUCUACUGAAAUGAAUUAUGAGAAAUGACAGAAAAGAGCAGUUCAGUGCUGGAUGGGGCAUUUGUAAGAUUUUGAUGUAACAAAUGAAAUUGUAGAACUGUGAUUUUUUUUAUUCAUUUAUUUUUUGUACAUUUUUUCUAAUAAAGGCAUUUCACUGGUUAGUGAA